AUGGAUGACGUGAUUGAAGCCGUUCUGGAUAAUCCUGAUCACAAUUUCACCAGUUUUUUGUUCGGUAAGGGGAAAGGCAUGAUGAAUUGUAAGAGGAGGGCAUGGUGAAUAUAAUUUUUUACAUCUUGUUUUACAUUUUUAAGAUUAAAGCCUUGAUUUUAAAUAAAAAAUCAUGUUUUAUUCAAAAAAAAACAAUUUGAAGCAAUUUGUCAUCAUUUCAAAAUCAAAUUGAGAUAAAAACUGAUUAAAAUAUGACAAAUCAUAUACCCUCUCAACCUUUGUAGUAAUAAAUUCCAACUUUCAGAGUCUGAUGGGCCAGCGACGAUAAAAUUACUGUCAGAAAUCGUGUCCAAACGCAAUGGCCACAACAUUGUAGUACAAUGUUUGAGUAUCUGGCAGGACUUUCAACAGUCCGAACAUUCGUUUUCUGUCAUUUUAGAUGAACUUCAGCAUGCGGUCAAUGUGAAAUCUGUUGAAAAUUGUGUUCAACUGGUCAAUAAUUUGUUGGAAAAAGCUCCGGAUUCCAUUGCGAGGAUUCGGGUUCGACAUGAACUUGAGGGUAUGUUAGUUGUCAUCAUAUGACAUUGUUUUUGUGAUGUUUUUUGAUUAAAAUUAUGUUUUGUUAGCUGUAAUAAGUUGAUGUACUAUUGCUUUUUAGAACUAAAACAAAAUUGAAAAAAUGUCGAAAUAAAACAUAACUAGUACUAUAAGAGUGCAUAACAUAAUAUUAACCAUCCUGAUUUCAGAGCUGGAAUUCGGCCACCACUUGAAGAAUGUCUGGUGAGAAUUUAUUUUGUAAAACAUCUGUUACCUCCCUUUCCCCAUUUCCAAAACGUUGAGAACGUUGUGAUGCCGUUCCUCGUCAUGACAUCUGACUCAUACAAAACCGCCUCAGGGAUUCUGAUUCUUUCUUUUUUCCGUCUUUUUUUUUAUUAUUUGGCCAAAUUUUAGUCAGCGUUUCGAUUCGAAUAUAUUGGAUAAAUUAGUCACCAAUUUCUUCGUACUAUGUUCGGGAGUACGCAAAGACAACAACAACAUUAACGUGAUUCCCGUGAUUGAAUGUCGACACACGGACGCGGAUUCUGGCACCUUCUCCAGCGAAGACGAGGACAUGAGUAGUCACAACGACUCGGUUAUUAAGGUGGGUGUCUGUUGUUUGUGUUUGAAAUGAUUUUUGAUGUUGUUUAUGAAGAUGUGUAUUCAAUAUUGUCCUGUUGUAACCUUUUACAAACCUUUUCGCAUUUUGAAAUCAUGUUUUUCAGAAUCCCGAGAUCGCAGAAGACCUAAACUCAUUGUUGUUGUCUCUAGAUGAUCAUGAACAACUCAAACUCUUAAUAAAGAAAAUUAAAAACUCAAACGAUGCUCCCAACGUACUCAGAACAAUCAAUGAAAACCUAAACAAACCUUCGACCUCAGCUCUACCACCACCCCCUCCUCCUCCCCCACCUGGACCUCCACCAGCACCACAACUCAACCUGCCCAAACCUCCACCCCCACCUCCUCUCAAUGUUAAAAAGCCCGGAGGCCCUCCACCACCGCCUCCACCCUUAAACAAGGCUGGUGGUCCAGGCCAACCUCCUGUUGCACCAGCCAACGGUCUUUUCAAGCCAACACAACAGAAGAGAGUCGAGAUACCGGCCGCUUUGAAGCCAAAGGUUCUGCCAGCUGAAGGCAAAAAGUUGCGACAUUUGCAAUGGACCAAGAUCCCGGCCAACGGACUGCAGAAUGAGUCCAACAUCUGGCUGAACAUGAGUACUUUCGGAAGCGAUCUGGGUAAGUUAACGAUGCCAGAUUGCCGCUCUUAAAACGAAUUAAGUCUGGAAUGUUAAAGCGGUUCAAUGAGCUAUAAAAUAUGAUCUGUGGUCGUAGUUUUACUGAGGAAAGUUACGAUAGUUUUCAAAGGUAUUAAUCAAGCCAUUCUUUGCUUUAAAACAAAUUAAAGCCAUACUGAUAUUAAAUAAUAUGAAUUAUAUUGUAAACCAUUCUCACAACUUUCUAUACCUAUUCUUUCAGUUACAAAACUCAACUUCAAAGACCUAGAUCAAUACUUUGAAGUGUCCGAAGUCACGUCCGAAUUGCAACAACCGAAAGAGGAAAAGGAAGCCAAAUCCAAUACGGUAUCGCUAUUAAACAGCAAGAGAUCGUUAAGCAUAAACGUCUUCUUGAGAGCGGCAAAAGGCGUCGAAAACUUGAUUGAGUUUUUCAAAAAAGGAAACUCAGAAGCCAUCGGAAUAGAACAACUCAAGAUGCUGGUACCACUACUACCAACUGAAGAAGAAUGCCAAACAUUGAACAAUUACACAGCUGAUAAGGCUCAAUUAGGAGCGGCAGAACAGUUUCUGUUACAGUUGAUGAGUGUCCAGUACUACAAGAUCAGGUUAGAUUGCAUGAUCCUCAAGGAGGAGUUUGCCGCAUUCAUUGCUAAUGUACAGCCGGACUUGGAGUUGCUGAUUAGAGCUGGCUCAGGUCAGUUGGAACAAAUAACUUGUGUUAUAUAUAGAAAAACACUAAAUAUUACUUCAUAUCUCCUAUAAAAACCUAAAACAUCAGAAAAAACAAAAAAAAUUGAAAGUACAACCUUUUUGUUACCUAAAACAUUUGAUUUUAGAGCUGAAAACAUCUCCACAUUUAAAAAAGGUGCUUUACAUUCUUCUCCACAUGGGCAACUACUUGAACCACGGAGCUGGUGUUGGGAAUGCUGUAGCGUUCAAGUUGAGUUCAUUAUGGAAGAUCGACGAACUCAAGGCUAAAAAGUCUGACCGAACAUUGCUCAACGUUGUGGCGCAGGUAACAGCUAAAAACUAUAAAACUUACAAUAACAUUGAAGAACAUAUUUAAAUGCCUAUAAUAAAGCAAGUAGCAUAAAAAAGUAUAGUUGCACUUUAUCUUUACCCAAAACAAAAAUAUUCGACCAAAUAAAUAGUUUAUUUUCCGGGCAAAAUUUUGUCGAAAUUCAAACGAAAUGUCACAACAAUGUCUAUUGAUUGUUUUAAUAAUUUUUAUUUCAGGAAGCCCACAAGCUUGGAAUCCAUUUGGAAGGCAUUAAAAAUGUUCAAGAAGCGGCAAAGUAAGUUUGUUUUGUUCAAUAUUGUAAAAUAAUGUUCAGAGUACCAUUUGAAUCCUUGAAAAGCGAAAUGAAAGGCUCUUCCGACCGUCUAAAUCGAUUGGAAAAUCAAUUGACCAACAAGAACGACGACUUCUUCAAUGAGUUCAGGUUGUUCUUAGAGGUAAGAAUUUAUUUUUGAAAUGUUUAAAUAUUGUUUUGAUGUUUUAUAGCCUUAGAUAUAUUAUCUUAGAUGUAGAAAUACUUAGUUUUGGGGUUUUUAAUAGUUUUGCAUGUUAUUUUAUUGUUUUAGAGAUCUAAGGAGAAGGUGAAGAAGGCAAAUGUCUUGUUGGACGAUAUUGAGGUUACCCGCAAAGAAUUGGCUGUCUACUUUUGUGAAAAUGAGAAGACUUUUAGUUUGGAAGAAUGUUUCAAAAUAUUCGCAAACUUCUUGACCAAAUACAAAAAUGCCAUGAAUGUAAGUUUUUUUUUUCUUCUAACAAUAACUUUAUUUUAAAAGGCCUUAGAUAGGUAUAACGUUUAGAAAAAUAUGAGACUUUUGAUAUUUAUGUAGUUAGUUACUCUUACUAGGAUCAAAUUGCUAAAUCUAAUAUUAUGUUUUAGGAAAAUCUUCAAAGAGAAGAGCGUCAGCAACGAAUUCAUGACAAGUCAUCUGUUCUUCCACCAGUACCUUCAAUAAAAUCUUUACCUCCAUCUCCCCCACCAGCCCGAGUAACUUCACCAGUCGUCAGUAGAAAGCCUUCGAUAGUCACAGAACAAGACCGUGGCCGAGAAUCCUUCCCAUUGACUCCAUAUCAACGUAGAAAGUCGUCGAUGAGAAGAGAAUCUGUUUUUGAGAACGUUGGAUCCAACAAUGACUUGAGUUUGUUCGUCGAUGAAGCGUUGAAUGCUAGGAAGUCAUCUAGAGUUAGUCAAUCGCCAGUCUUCAACGAGCUGAAAGAGACACCGACAGAAAAGAGCAGCGAAGAAGUUGUUAUGGCCAUACCUCAGAAGAUUGUUGAAGUUAGACCACAGGAUGUCAAUGAAAGUAGGACACAAAAGAACUUUACAUCGCAACAAAUUGGAAGUUUCAAUUCUCAUUAUCAGGAUAACACCAAACCUCAACAUCUCGUCAAUACGACACCACAAACCAUUGUCACUUCCAAGCCAAAGGAUAAUAUCGCGGUCAUUAAGGACAAAUUGAUUAACACACCUGUCAAGUCGGAACCAUCUCAGACUGGUAUGAAGGUAAUGUCAGACAAAACACCUGGAAACUCUGUAAAUAGAACAAUGACCGGUCGAAAGGUCACAGGUGUUACGACAACGUCAAUGGUCAAGCCAGGUACGGCUGUGGCUAGGAAUACACCGCCUUCAAGUAAUUUGUCAUCGAAAUCGUCGACCUCGGUGACAUCAAGAGCUAGAGAAAAUGGCGAAGAUAAGGUUAAAAGCAGUAUUGAUAGUAAAAAUUCUGGUACUGUAAACACAGCUCGUACUGUGCUAAGAAGAGUACCAAUAAAAGAAAAAGAACCGGAACCUAUUAGUAGAGGACCAAUGUCAAGAAGAAGUGUUACAUCAAAGAUCCGAACAAGAAGUUCAGCUGUAGAUCCAGUGGCGACUGAGAAGAAAGAGUUAUCUACUUGUCCUAUCAAGCCUUCUGACAUCAGGGCUAAUAGAUUGGCUACUUCUACAGCCCCUAGCUGGGCUAGGCCUACUACAGCAUCAAAUUCUACGAAAGAUAUGUCCAAGGUUUAUGCUUUGAAGUCAGAGACUGCAAAAGCGUUGGUACGACCUUCAGAUUCAACUAAAACUACAACAAAGUCUUCUUUUGAUGCAUCUAUGAAUACAGCAAGAUUAUCGACUUCUAGACCUACUACAACGUCGCUAAAACUUGCAUUGGCUGCAGUAUCUCCAAAGCCUUCAACAAUGACAUCUCCAAAGACGUCAACCACUUCAACAACCCUGAGACCGUCUUCAACAGCUGCCAGAGUUGCGGCAAUUAACAGUAGAACGACUGCUGCAACUCCAGUUAGGUCUACGGUAACUGACAGAACAGGAAAAUCAUCUACAACAUCUUCAGCUUCUCCUGUAGCUACAAAAGCAAGAAGUGGAAUGAGCGCUUCUGAACGUAGAAGUUUGUUCAAAAAGACGGAUUCUGUUAGUACGGCUUCGAGGCCGGCUCUGAUUAAGACUGGGAGUAUAUCUGAGAAACCGAGGUGGCUUGGUUAA
Bursaphelenchus okinawaensis is the source of this 5269-nucleotide messenger RNA. NCBI's taxonomy places the organism in Eukaryota, Metazoa, Nematoda, Chromadorea, Rhabditida, Aphelenchoididae. The record is from the annotation of a GenBank genome assembly.